This is a messenger RNA of Bradysia coprophila, 1394 nucleotides long. RefSeq names its product ankyrin repeat domain-containing protein 16-like. Gene Ontology annotation, cellular component: nucleus. Gene Ontology annotation, biological process: positive regulation of transcription by RNA polymerase II. The record is from RefSeq and is a predicted model, not a curated record. Lineage: Eukaryota; Metazoa; Arthropoda; Insecta; Diptera; Sciaridae. Gene Ontology annotation, molecular function: transcription cis-regulatory region binding; protein binding.
UCCAUCUAUGUUCUUUCUACUGCUUUUCUUGCCGAUCAGCUGUUCAGUGUUUACUGUCACGGAAAGUGAAAACAAGAUUAGCAAUUAGGUGAAUGUUUUCAAUAGAAUCUGGCUGUGGUUCAUUCAGAAAUUAAUAAUUAAGUUUUGGUGUAGUGAGACUUGUCGUUACAUUGUGCAGUACCCAGUACGUACAUAAUUAGAUUUUUCAUCAAUGUUCCUAAGAAGAUAGCAGAGCAAGUUUCUUACACGAAAGUUAUAUACCACACCGAAAACAAAAUUUGUUACUACUAUGAAAGCCAACAAGGAUAACAGAAUUAAGUUAAUGUUCCUAGCUAUUCAAAGAGAUCAUUUCGAUCAGUUCCGGACAUCAUUUGAAGAAUGUUCCAAAAUUUACGAUGUCAACAAUAAUCUACGCAACACUUCUGAGGAUUCUGCGGUUCAUGUUGCUGCCCAGCACGGUAGACUGUCGAUUCUGAGAUAUCUUAUCGAGGAGAAAGGAGCGUUUGUUGAUUUGAAAAAUAGUAACCGGAAAACUCCACUUCAUGAUGCCGCUCAAUUUUCUCAGUGUGAAGUGGUUGAGUAUUUGAUAGACAAAGGAGGAGACGUUAAUGCACUAAAGAAUGCCGACUGGACCCCACUCAUGCUUGCUUGCACAAAGCCUCGACUUGAUGUUGUGUCGAUUUUGAUAAAGAACGGAGCUGAUCCACUAUUUAGGAACAAGGACGGCUGGAACAGUUUUCACGUAGCAAGUAGAGAAGGCGGUGUCGAUAUGUUGCAGCUUUUAGUCUCAGAACUAACAAAUCGCACAGUGGAAAGAAUUGAUCGACUUGUUAACUCCAGCAGUAAAAAUGGACGGAGGCCAUUACAUACUGCAGCUCUAAAUGGUCGAUUCGCUGCAGUCGAAUACUUACUUACCAACAAUUUCGCUGCUGUGAACGAAGUCGACAAUUGCGGGACAACAGCACUGAUGGAUUCCGUCCGAAGUGGUUCAACCGAAAUAUUCGAUCUAUUGGUAAAAUUUGGCGCAGAAAUUACACGACGAAACAAAGCCGGAUUUAACUGCUUACAUAUAGCGGCUGAAGUUGGAUUCACAAAUGUAAUAGUGCAUCUGGUGCAACUGUAUAACUUUGAUGUAAAUGCUCUGACACUCCAUGGACAUAUGACUGCAGUUCAGAUUGCGAAAAAGGAGAAGCACGAAUCGGCUGUGAAAACUUUGGAAAUGUUGUCGGAUUCACUAACCUUAAGUCACAGAAAUAAAUGCUGCGUUGGAAUGGUCUCAAGUUGUGGACAAUAAAUUAUUUCACCUACCGAGCGAAACUACUUUCACAUUGAAAUUCGAAUUCAUUUUGUAUUGAGUCGGAGUCGCCAGAAAUAAAACUUCAAUGCUACAAAGA